Lentinula edodes (shiitake mushroom) is the source of this 1467-nucleotide messenger RNA. RefSeq names its product FAD/NAD(P)-binding domain-containing protein. Bases 92 to 1387 code for a protein of 431 amino acids. The transcript has 11 exons. Gene Ontology annotation, biological process: secondary metabolite biosynthetic process. The record is from RefSeq and is a predicted model, not a curated record. Lineage: Eukaryota; Fungi; Basidiomycota; Agaricomycetes; Agaricales; Omphalotaceae. Gene Ontology annotation, molecular function: FAD binding.
GUAGUAUGUAAACGGAUAAAUCAUUUAAUACUAAUCCCUUCAUCUCUCCAAUUGCACUGACCCACCACCUCUCAUCUGAUAGACCAUUGCCAUGUCCAGCUCAUCGCCAUUCAAGCUGAGAGUUGCGAUCUGUGGUGGCGGGAUCAGUGGUCUCUGCCUUGCAGUCGCGCUUUCCCGAUGCCCAAACAUACAAGUGCAAGUAUACGAAGCAACAGAUCGUUUCAAGGAAAUAGGUGCUGGCGUCAUGAUAUGGGCUAGAACCUGGAAGAUCCUUGAGCUGUUGGGAUUGGGGUCAGCGUUCUCCAAGAUCGCACAUUCUCCUCCGGACGGAUCUAUUGGAACUGGAUUCGAUUUUCGUAGGUCUGACCAACCUGAGGAAGGCUCACGAUUCCAUUUGGUGCAAAUGCCCUAUGGCUGUAUACGUUUUUACAGGGUAGAUUUCUUAGAUGCAUUCGUUGAAGCCCUUCCUCCAAACGUAGCUCAUUUCGGAAUGAGACUUGUUUCGUAUUCUCAAAACGCCAGUGCCAGCGAAAUUUCGCUCCAAUUUUCCAAUGGCACCACCGCCACUUGUGAUUUGCUUGCUGGUUGUGACGGUAUAAAAUCCUCCAUCCGAGCACAGCUCUACAGAGAGUGUUCCGAACGGUCUGGUGAUUCUACUUUGUUGAAAUUCAUUGAUCCUGUUUGGACGGGCACUAUUGCGUACAGGGGACUCAUACCGGUAGAACACUUGCCACCGUGUCAUCGCAGUAUUGCAGAUCCGAUGAUGUAUUGCGGCAAGAGUAAACAUGUCGUCAGCUACUCGAUUUCUCGGGGAAAGGUCGUCAACGUUGUCACAUUCGCAUCUGACCCAAAACGCGAAGGAGAACCACACAACGAAGACGUUUGGGUAACAAAUUGUCUACAGCAGGAAUUGCUUGAGUGCUAUUCCAAUUGGGAGCCAGAGGUAGAGCAAUUGCUUAAUCAAAUUGAGAAUCCAACUAAAUGGGCUAUACACCACCUUAGGCCAUUGCCAUUUUUCGUGGACAGAAAGAUCGCAUUAUUAGGAGAUGCUUGUCAUGCAAUGGCACCGCACGAGGGCGCGGGCGCAGGUCAAGCCAUCGAGGACGCAUUUAUUUUGGCAUCUCUACUUGAGCAAGUCUCAUCACUGGAGACCCUUCCCCUUGCAUUGGACGCAUACCAGCGUGUUCGCCUCCCGUUCGCAAAUCAUGUUUUGAAAGGAUCCUAUGAUUCUGGAUUGAUGUAUGAGUUCAAUAGCCAGUACGGGGAAGAUUAUGAGAUUCUUGGGCCGGCGAUAGAGAAACAAUGGGACUGGGUGGAAGAGCCAAGUCCAGAAGAGGAGCGGCUACGCGCAUUGCAGUAUCUAAAGGAUGCUAUCUCUUGGUUCUGAUACGUGAAUUCUGUAAUACAAAUUGAUGUCAAGGCUUAUCGUUAUUGCUUUAAUUUUUCGAUAAUCUGGGGAACUGCCUC